Molecule: messenger RNA, 9566 nt
Organism: Acipenser ruthenus (sterlet)
Lineage: Eukaryota; Metazoa; Chordata; Actinopteri; Acipenseriformes; Acipenseridae
Exons: 2
Coding region: 6313-8376 (687 amino acids)
Source: RefSeq, a predicted model, not a curated record
AGAUUAAAUAAAUGAAGGGGAUGAAGGAAGGAAUGAAUGGCACGCCCAGAUUGUGCAGUGAAGCCACCAGUGCCUGUCUAGAGCUGGGAGCUGUAGAGACUCAAACUAUGCAAGGUGAAAUGUUAACUUGAGGAGAUUGCUGACACCAUCUACUACUACAGAGAAAGAAUUGCUUUAAAAUGGAAAACUAUCCUUCACAAUAUUAUGGAUUUAGUUACAAAUGUAAGAAGAGGAGAGGGAGAGUGGAACAGAGGGGAGAGUUGGAGGAGAUGAUGAGGCAAGCAUAUGAAAACUUCCACCUUUUGCAAAGAGAACUAAACAGUUUGCAAGAAACUAUAGAAGCAAGAAAGGAGAGAGAGAGGAGGAACAGAGUCAGGGAGAGGAGCAAAAGAGGAGAGAGAGAGGAGCAACCAAGGAGGCAGGAGGAGCAGCAGUCAGAGAGGCAUAAAAAAGAAAAGUCACAGCCUUUGUCAAGAAAAAUAAAAAUAGUUUGCAGGAAACUAGAGAAGCAACCGAGGAGACAGAGAGAGGAGCAACAGAGGAGACAGAGAGAAGAGGAAGAGAGGAGAGAGAAGAGGAAGAGAGGAGACAGGAGGAGCAGUCAGAGUGGCAUACAAAAGAAAAGUUGCAGCCUUUGUCAAUAAAAGUAAAAACAGUUUGUAGGAAUCUAGAGGAGCAACUGAGGGACGAGAGAGAAGAGCAACUGAGGAAAGAGAGAGAGGAGCAACAGAGGAGAGAGAGGAGACAGAGAGAGGAGCGACAGAGGAGAGAGAGAGAGGAGCAACAGAGGAGACAGGAGCAGCAGUCGGAGAGGCAUAAAAAAGAAAAGUUACAGCCUUUGUCAAGAAAAAUAAAAAUAGUUUGCAGGAAACUAGAGAAGCAACCGAGGAGACAGAGAGAGGAGCAACAGAGGAGACAGAGAGAGGAGCAACAGAGGAGACAGAGAGAGGAGCAACAGAGGAGACAGCGAGAGGAGCAACAGAGGGGGCAGGAGGAGCAGUCAGAGAGGCAAACAAAAGAAAAGUUACAGCCUUUGUCAAUAAAAGUAAAAACAGUUUGCAGGAAUCUAGAGGAGCAACGUAGGGGAGAGAGAGAGGAGCAACUGAGGAAAGAGAGAGAGGAGCAACAGAGGAGACAGAGAGAGGAGCAAUAGAGGAGACAGCGAGAGGAGCAACAGAGGAGAGAAGAGGAAGAGAGGAGACAGAGAGGAGCAACAGAGGGGGCAGGAGGAGCAAUCGGAGAGGCAAACAAAAGAAAAGUUACAGCCUUUGUCAAUAAAAGUAAAAACAGUUUGCAGGAAACUAGAGGAGCAACGUAGGGGAGAGAGAGAGGAGCAACUGAGGAAAGAGAGAGAGGAGCAACAGAGGAGAGAGAGAGAAGAGGAAGAGAGGAGACAGGAGGAGCAGUCAGAGUGGCAAACAAAAGAAAAGUUACAGUCUUUGUCAAUAAAAGUAAAAACAGUUUGCAGGAAACUAGAGGAGCAACUGAGGGGAGAGAGAGGAGCAACUGAGGAAAGAGAGAGGCACAACAGAGGAGACAGAGAGAGGAGCAACUGAGGAGGCAUGAGGAGCAGUCGGAGAGGCAAAUAAAUGAAAAGUUACAGCCUUUGUCAAGAGAACUAAAACCUUUUUGCAGGAAACAAAAAGUUCUCAAUGAUGCCCUUCACCAAACUGAAGAAAAAACACAAUUCCAGAUUACCUUUAAUGAGUUUAAGCAAGAGAGCAGUGAAACAGAGGCCACUUACGAAGAGGAAAACCUGCUUGAUAUUUUUUCCACGAAAUUGAAUUCAGAUGUUUCUAGUUCUGAACUCCAGAAACUGUCCCCUAAACAGGCAGAGGAAAUGAUCCAAAUCUUGAGGAAACUUCUCUUUGACUGGACAGAGAAGGCUCCAAGCCAACACAUCCUGGAGCAGCUGCAGGUGCUUCUUAUAGAGCUGAUGGUAGAAUACUGGGAGUUAGAUGAGGACACUGCUCUUGUGUUGGAACUGGCAGAUGAGCUGCAUGAUCUUAUCCGCACCAUGUCAGACUCAACACAGAGUGUAAAGGAAUGCCUUCAUUUAACUCAAGCUCUGUUCCAUCUUUUUCAAUAUGAAUGUAAAACCAUUACAACCUCAAGCAGUACCAAUAUGAAUUUAUUACACAUUGCUAAAAUAUGGGCUAAAGGUGAUAUUUUAAUCAAAGACACAUUCUUGCUAAGAUUUCUGGAAACACUCUUUUAUAAUUUAAAAUACUUUGAAUGUUUAUCAACUGGAUAUAUUUGUUUUGAAUUACUGAUUGGAAGAGUUAUGCUACUGGAAUGGAGAAGGUGGAAGUGACAUCACAGAAAAACUGUUAGGACUUGUCCAAACCCAGCUCUGGUCUCCAUCAAAUGUAAUAGAACUUUUAAGGAUUUUAAGUGAUAAACAUCCGAACGAUAUUCUGAAAAUCCUACAUUUGAUUGAAAUAUAUUGUGUCUCUGACACAUGGAAAGACAGAGAUGGAAAAUCAUUAACUCAGAUAGUUCAACUUGACAGGAUGACUAUCAAAAAGCUGGAUCUUGCUGUGGCUCGGGAUGAAGCAAAGGGCCUUGAUGAAGUCAUCAGUGAAAUAAGAAAAGGAAAUCUGACUGAUGAGGUCAUGCUUAAUAAAGUCAGGAACAUUAUUAUAGAUGUCCAAUGUAACCUUGAGAAGAAUCCAGCUAUGCCCAAAGAGGAUAUAUUGCAGAACUGUAGAAACUGUAGAGAAUUGUUAACCAAUAGACAUGAAACUCCAGAAGUUACUGGAACUGCUGUGUAGAUCCGUGCAUGAAGUUAAAGGGUGGUGGCCUCGUGUCACACAGAUGGUCAGCUGGUGUCUCCUCGCAUUGACAAAUUCUGGUAAACUUCUGGAAGUUGCUACAGGAGAGGGGAAGUCUUGUAUAAUAGCCAUGUUUGCAGUUUUCCGUGUUUUGAAAGGAGAGAAGAUAGAUAUUGUCUCAAGCUCCUCGGUUUUAUCUGAGAGAGAUGCGAAAGACUGGAAAGAUUUCUACAGUCUCUUUAAUAUUACAGUGGACACAAACACUGACAAAACUGAGGAUGAAGAUCGAAACAGGUGUUAUGGUUCCGAUGUUGUGUACGGGACAGUUCGUACAUUUGCUGCUGACUACCUCCAUCAGAAUUUUGAGAUGAAACAGAUAUUUCCUCAACCACGAUUUCAGUGCAUUAUAGUGGAUGAGGUUGACUCCCUCCUGCUGGAUGAAGGACUUCGGCUCACUUACAUAUCUAGUGACAUGCCUGGUAUGCAGCACCUUGGUCCCAUUCUUGCCAUGAUCUGGAGUUCCGUUAGCAAGUAUGCUUAUGUUGCAUCUAAAACUCAAACCUUCUUGAGGGGCCCCCCUUUACCCUUCUACAAGGCUCUUCAUGAAGGGACUGAUAUUGACAAUCCCCUGCUGAUUCUACAAAUUGCUGAAAAGAAGGGACUUGUUACUCCUGGAGCUACUGACAAUGUCUUAUCAAGCAAGCCAGAGAUUUAAAAAAAUAUCUUAAGCACUAUCGAUCAAGAAGCAAUGCUAAACAUUGUAAGUGAAACCGAAGAAUAUUUUCCAUAUAAAUGGCUGCCAUACACACUGGAUGACAAAGGUACCCUCCAACUGAGCAUGCCUCCUGGUAAUGAAGGUUUGGAAGAAACUAAUCAAGACAUCCCCAAUCUACCCAUUUUAAUUGUUGAAGAUGGUUUAUGUUGUGCUCUUUAUGAUGCUGAUGAAGACUUGUGGCAAAGUGGGUGGUGAGGGUAGCUGUGUAGCAGUGAUGCGGUGCAGGAGUAAUGGGCAGACAACGGUAGUCCAGUGGAAAAUAGGCUUUUAUUGCCAGCACUGGUCUAGUGCUCAAAAAUAAUAAGCCCGGCAAUACACAACGAUGUGUAAAGCUCGGGCUGACAAACACAGGAUACAGUCCUGAACAAGAAACCAAAAACACGGUCACCCGUCUCGGGUGCGUGCAGUCGUGAUUGUGGUGGGUGAAUACACGGGAUGUUGUGACAGUACGUGAUGAGGUGAUCCGGCUUGUGCUCGCCCAGUGCGACAGCUCCGGAUAUGUUUUUAGCUGUCUGGUGAUUCGGAAAAAAGACAGACAGUUAGUUUUCAGCCAAUACAGCACACAAACCCACACACACAACUCUUUUAGAGUAAUACAGAUUUUUAGGUCCUUCUCGGUCCUUGGUUUAACCCAAACGAAGGAAAAGAACAGCGUUACCCUGGCCCCUAUAUGUAAUCCCGCAUGAUAUCUAGGUAAACGGUUGCAGCUGCCUUAUUACUUGCAGCUGCCCCUCGUUUACCUGUCAAAUCAAUACGGUCUUACAACAGAGUCUCGCUUCCUUCCAGGCUGACCCACUUUCCGGUCCCGGAAACGAACUGUCAGGCCAGCCCUUCCAGAUACUUCUCCUCCCGUUCUUUAGCGCCCUCACAGGUCGGGAGGAAGAUUUAUCACCAGAACUCAUUGUAUUUCUGUCACAAGACUACAGUGAAACUUUGGCAGAGAACAUUCAAAAACAUAUCCAGUAUACUCCAUGUGACGAAAACAAAGGUGAUGCAUUAUGUGUACCAGGCUUCCUCAAAGAUCUGGUUGAAGCAAAACUACAAACAUGGGUGAAAAAUGCCUUUCUUGCGAUCAGGCUUCAAGAAGGCAGAGAAUACUUGGUUGAAGAGAACAGGUUUCCCCUGUAGAUUUCAAAAGUACUGGCAUUGUUCAAAUGAACAUGACAUGGAGUGAUGGGCUGCAACAGUUUCUUGAGAUGAAGCACCUUACCAAAGUGAGAACCUUGACUACCAUCACAAACUACAUCUCCAAUGUUAGAUAUUUUAGAAUGUAUAAUGGACAGAUUUAUGGAACAACAGGCACACUGGGAACAGAAUCAGACCAGGAGUUCUUAAAAAAGCUGUAUUCACUCUCUGUUUGUGGCGUUCCAACAUUCAAUCGAAAGAAGCUGUUUGAAGAGAAAGGCCUAAUCAGAAGCACAAAAGAAGAAUGGCAAGAAGCUAUCUGUUCAGUGGUCCUGAAAAAAGUGAAAUCCACUUCCUAUAGGAAAGGACGAGCAGUUCUAGUGAUAUGUGAAGAUAUCAAUAACGCUAAUGAUCUGUAUGAACUAAUUCAAAAUCUGGCAGAGUCAGAAAGUGAAAAGACUAUCAAAGUCAGACACUACACUCGUAAUGAUGGUCAGCUGGUCGAGGCACUGACAUCAAGGUUUCUGAAGAGGUUGUAAGAAGUGGAGGUCUGUUUGUGGUUCUCACAUUUCUUUCCGAUAAUGCAAGAGUUGAACUGCAGGCUUUUGGAAGAACAGCUCGCAAAGGACAACCUGGCUCAGCGCAGGCGAUUGUCUGUUCAAGCUACACCCCUUUCAUUCUUACAGCAGAUGCAAACAUUGACAAGCUGAAGGAUGCGCAAGACUAUAGAGCCAUACAGAAGGUUGAACACAUCAUGGAAGAUGACAUGCCUGAAGUCAACCUGAGAGAAAAGCUAUUCUUGAAAUACUGCAGUAUUCUUUCCGGAAUAUAUAAGAGCGUUGCUAAUAAAGGUGAUAAAAAAAUUAUGGCUGCCAUCAUGAAUGAAUACUGGGGAACAUGGCUACAGAUUAAAUCUAAAGAUCUAGUUCAGCUUAAGGAAAAAGAAUUGGAAGAAAGCCUAAAAAAUGACAUAGAAAUGGCUAAACAUAAAUCACAAAGCAGCCAGUCCCCUUCAUCAAGUAUCUAUCACUACAUUCAAUUUGGUUACAACUUGCUCAGUGCUGGUAAAAGAAUGUGUCAAGCUUCUAGAAAAAGACAUGAAUUUAGACCCUUCUUGGGCUGCCAUUGCUUUCUACAAUCAUGCUUACUGUACAUUAAAGCAAAGAAAAGAAAACUACCUGGACACAUCCUUGAAGGAUCUUGAGAAGUCUGUGGCUUCUCUGUUCACACUCAAGGAGCAGUGUCUGGUAACAGCGAGUCUAUUGCAGCUCUCAGUUUCACACGUCAAGACUGAAAACAAAACAGAGUUUCAGAAGAACAUCCACAUCAAAGUGCAGGUGCUUGAUUUCUUUGAGAAAAACAUAUUGACAUCAAUUGAAAAGCUGAAGAACAUCAAGUCCAGAGAUCGUGAUGCUGAGGCAAUUCAGUCUGAUGUUUUUUCUCUUGGUCUUCAAGAUGAUCCAGAUGUACAAGAAGAAUUGUAUGAAUUGUACAGACUGGGUCUCCUAAAUGUGUUUUCUGUAGAGGAAACCCCGCUUCUGCUGGGAAGGUCUUGUCGUGUUUUUACUGGGAGUCGUACAAAUAGUAGGAGGGGUACUUCUAACUGCUCUAACGUCUGGCACUCUUUCUAAUAUUGGCAUGGCACUGAUUAGUGAGGGUAUAGCUGACUGCAUUGAUGGAGCGACAGCUAUGAUCACAGGAGAAUUCAGUUGGGAGUCUUGGGCCACUUCCAAAGCAAUCUCUAUUAGUGUGUCAUUGAUUGGCAUUGGAAUUGGUAAACUCAUAAACAAUGGUUUUAAAGGUGUUAAAGGAGCAACAAAGACCUUUGUGAAAGAUUUGAAGGUCUUACCCAAAAUGUUUAAACAAGCAGGAAGUGGAUUUACUACAGUUAUGAAGGUAAACCUGAAUCAGGCUUGGAAAUAUGCAGGUAAAGAGCUGGUACAGCAACUCGUUAUGUACGAAAUAGGAAAAGGUGAAGAGGUAAUUCUGAAUAAGAUUCUUGAAGCAAUCAAGACAAAGGUUAAAAUAAACACACAAGAAACUGUGAAGAAAAAACUACAAAGGGAGCCGCUGAAAUCUGCAGUUGAUCGUUUAGUUCUGUCUCAGUUGACGGAUCCAAAAGAACUGAAGCUGAUCCUAGACCCUAGGAAGCCGCUUGGUGGAUCUGUGAAUAACGUAUUUGGUAUGUUUUUCAGAACAAUACUGGAAGAGUACUACAGAAGUAUUGGGUGGCAGAAGCAGCUGUGUGGCUCUCUAAUGGAUGUAAUUAACAAAGCCAAAGCAGAGGUCCAGGGUGGGAAAGUGGCCCUUCUAAACAUUAUUAAAACUUGUUAUUUAGGUGCACUUGGUGUCCAUGCAACUUAUGCUGCAACCAACCUUCUCGAUGACUUUGUCUCUAAACUAAGUGCCAAUAUAAAUUCAUUCAUGGAUGAAAAGAAAAUGCAAUCAUUGAAUGCAUGUGAUCUUUCUGAAGAAGAUAAACUUCAUUUAAAACAGUUUAGGGAAACCCUUGCUGAUUCCAUUUCUGAAGAGCUUGGAACUCUCUUAGUUCAAACUUUCCAUCAGAAGUUUUCAGGGCACCUUGUGAAAGAAGCUCAGUCGAAAAUAAAUCAAUAUGCAAGCAGCUUCAUAAGCAACAAGCUGAACACCAGCAGAACUGUAGAAAAGUUAAAGGCCGGAUCUGCAUCACUCUACAUAACACACAUGGCACCCACCACUGCAUCUAAGAAGAUGGACCCAGUUGAUCAGGCUAAUUUGGACAAAUACAUUGAAAAGAUUAAACAGUCAAGUACAGCAGGCUCUGUACUGGAUUUAAAAAUCUUAUCAGAAAAAACAGGCACAAAGGUAAUAGUUUCUGAAGAGGACAAGAAAGGGAAACUGCAGACAAAGCAUGUUUUAGAACCAAGCUCGAGCAGUGUACACAGUACAAUACAUCUAGUCUACCGGACAGCCAGCAAAGACUACCCUGAAGGCCAUUACAAUGUUUGUAUAAAUAAUAGAAUCUAUCCAGUCAGGAGCGAAGGGAACAGCUGCAUGUAUCACGCCUUCGCACAAGCAUUGCACCCUGAAGCACAGGACUCCGAACUCACGCAGAAGGCAACAGCUCUUAGAGAAUUAGAAGCAAAAACGCUCCAGGAUGGAGACUUUCAGUUGAACAGUUUCUUGAAGAAAGAAAUAUUGAUUGACAGUACUAGGGGAGGGGAUUACUUCAUGUCUAUUGGAUCUAUAAGUGUAUCAGCGCAGUUAGCUAAAUUGAGUAGCGAAAAGGGCAAAGAAAAAUUGAAAGAACUGCUAGAUAAAACAGGAAGUAUAGCCCAUUACACAGAAAAUCAAGAAGUUGUGAAAGGUGAUGGAGCUAUUUUAAAUGCAAAUCACCAGCCUCCUUUAUCCAGCUUACUCAAUGCCUGUGAUCAAAAUCAAACUAGUCCGCUGGCUAAAGCUAUGCUGCAGGUGGGCGUUGGAGACAAGUACACAAGUGAAAUGACGGUUAAUGAACUAAAAACUGUGGUGAAAAACAGAAGUGGCCCUGGAUUGCCGUCUGUGAUAGUGCCGUAUGAUUUGCACUGCGAAUUACUCACAAGUGGCAAUUCACAUGUUGCCAAAGAAUAUCGUGCCAUGAUAACGGAAGCCAUAAAAGCAAAUGACAUUGUCAGGAGACCACCCCCCAAGCAGCCUUUCCGCUGCCAGGACUGCCCCGGCUGAAGGAGUCAGUCUGGGAGCUGUCAGCACAUCUGCUGACAGCAUGGCCAGUAGCAGCCUGGCUACUGGCAACAUUGCCACCUGUGGGCCCCUUGAAGCCUCUGGUCCUGGCCCAGGACUUUGUGUUGGACUUUUGGGCUUUUAAGGGGGGAGGUGGCCGUUGAGGCCAUGUGUGCUGCGCACAAGGGGGGGUAUAUGUGGCAAUGUGCUCCGCCCUGUGUGCAUUUCUGUGUUGUAUGAUGCGUGCGUGUGUUAAUGUUGGUGUAUAGAGAUGGGUACACGGGAUAUAAACAGGUUUGUGUUUCACGUGGUAUUUAAAUUGUAUAAUUAUAUUUAGGCACGGGAUUGCACAUCACUUCACGUGCAUUUAAAGUAUGUAAUAAUAUGUGAGCACGGGGUUGCACGUAAUGAAUUCACGUGCUGGGAUUCAAGUGAAUAAUUAAUUAGUAAUUGAAUCCCAGCACAACAGUAUAUAUAGAGACACGUAGCACUCUGGGUUGUUGGGUGUUCGUGAGUGGAGAACGGGUGUGGAGAGGAGUUAAAAUAAACGGAAAGGAUAAUAAAAAUAAUAGUAAGUGUUUUCACUCACCGUGUUUGUUCGUUUGUCUGUUUAGUGUUUAGUACGUUUUGUUUGUCUAUUUUAUUUUGGCGUACAGUGCCGUGCCCUGUGUUUUGUGUUACAACCUUUUUAUUUUCUGUUCUGUUUAUUAAAUGCUGAGCGAAACCAUUCGCUCAGCUCCACCAAACCACACCUCUCUGUCGUUUUAUUUCCUGGCUCUGGUCUGACGCCACCCACUCCGGCCGUCUUUGUGACAAAGUAAUAAUACAAUUAAGAGCAAGAUAAAAUACAAUGACUUUGGUUCUAGCAAGUACAAGUAUAUGACAAAAUACGAUUCAAUAACGGAGCAGAUAACAGUGUCAGUGAUAGUUACAUCAGGAUAUAAUUAAAUACAAAAUACUACAGAUUAAAUAAUACUUGUGAAAGAUUACAGUAAUCUAAAGUACAGGAUUAAAUGCAGUAAAAUAGGGGGCAGAUAAGAGCAAGUAAAGCACAUUAAGGAAGAGUGAUAAAGUGUCCCGAGGGAAAAGAGUAUCUGAUGCUGUGGCCCUAUUGAUUACGUUUACUGAAUAUUUUGCUUGGCGAUUCACUUUUUUGAUCAAAUGUUCUUUUUUAUUGACAAUAAAGCAUGUGA